This is a messenger RNA of Knipowitschia caucasica, 1758 nucleotides long. The record is from the annotation of a GenBank genome assembly. NCBI's taxonomy places the organism in Eukaryota, Metazoa, Chordata, Actinopteri, Gobiiformes, Gobiidae.
AUGCACCAUGGGGCAGCGAGGGGCGACUUCACCAUCAAAUAUGCAAAACUGUGCUUUGGGCUCACACCCUGGUCCAGUCUUCUAGAAAUCUUCUUUAACCGUAGACUGUACACAUAUGUUGGGGGAAUGUGCGGUGCCAACUGGAUGACAUCUGGAGAGCAGCAAGAUCUCUUCUCUGAGUGUAUUUGCAAGCGGACCAAAACACACACAUCCCCGCGAACACAUUCCCCUCCGAGGCGCGGCCCUGGAUCUGACACUUGCUCCGUGACACCGGGACACGGAGCUCAUCAUCCCCCGAUCAUGUGGCGUGGUUGCUGGACCAUGGUGCUGCUAGUCAGGUUCGCUCCUGCAGACAUCAGCAGUGGGACGUCGGACUGUAUCCCAGAGUUGCCGUCUAUGUCCUCUGUGAUAGACCCCCAGAGGGCCCAGCAGACUCACCGCGCUCACCUGGAGGCGCUGUUCAACAGAUAUGGGGAGAACGGCUCCAUCUCGCUGGCUGGACUCAGACGCCUGCUGCAGAGUCUGGGUCUGGACCGGGUCAGGAACGUGACCGUGCAACACCGCGAGAAGGCAGGCCGCCAUCAUUAUGGUCAUCGCCAUGGCAACCACAGUGACCAUCACCACCACCAUCAUCACCAUCAUCACCACCACGACCAGGGCAACCACACAGACCAGCCAAGAGACGAAAACCAGCCAUCAGACAGCAGUGACAACCACAACCACGUGAGCCACGACCACGUGAGCCACGACCACCAGGACCGCGAGGGUCACAACCACGACGACCAUAAGGGUCACAACCACGACGACCACAACCCUGAUGACCACAACCACAAUAAUGUAGCUCAGGACCAAAAGUCUGAUUUGUUGAAUAAGAAGUCACUAAAUGAAGCUGGGACAAAACCAGUAAAGGAAACGUUUAAGAACCGUGGACCAGAAGCCACCACAGCCUCCGGAGUAAGGAGGGUGAGGCGUGAGGAAGACUCCAGCGCUCUGAGCUCCAUCACCUCGCCGCAGGAGGAGACCCAGCCGGGGCACACUCAGUGCCUGAGCGCCUCCUCCAUGCUCUCCUCUCACGGUCUGGCCCCAGAGGCAGGACUGACCCUGGAGGACUUUGGCCUGCUCUGCCCCUCUCUGCUGGACCAGCUGGAUCUAGGGGCAUGUGUGCGGCACGGGGAGGCCAGCCAUCACCAUGGAAACCACAGCCACCUGGAGCAUGACCACACCCCUACUGGAGAAAGCAGGAACAUCGCCAUCGCCUGGGCGGGCGGAUUCACCUCCAUCACCAUCAUCAGCCUGCUCUCUCUGCUGGGGGUGAUCCUGAUCCCCCUCAUGAACAAGGUCUUCUUCAACUUCUUGCUAAGCUUCCUGGUGGCUCUUGCUGUGGGCACGCUGAGUGGAGACGCCUUCUUGCAUCUCAUCCCACAUUCUCUCGUGGGACACCAUCACCACCACCACUCGCAGAGCACGGACGACCUUCUCCAUCACCAUGACAACCAUGAGGGACAUGCGGAGGACAGCAUGGACGGCGUGUGGAAGGGCCUGACCGCUCUGUCCGGGGUCUACAUCAUGUUCCUCAUCGAACACUUCCUCACACUGGGCAAGAUGUACAAGGACAAGAAGAACAAGAAAAAAGUGGAGCUUCCAGACAAAGCAGAGGAGCAGGCGGCUCUGAACGAGGACCUGCUCAAGAACCACGAGGGACACCGGGUCAGCCACACGUCCAUGUCUGCCCGGUGUCGUGCUCCCACCACCGGCUAG